Messenger RNA from Ananas comosus (pineapple), 3267 nucleotides. RefSeq lists its product as uncharacterized. The transcript is spliced from 7 exons. Bases 356 to 3049 code for a protein of 897 amino acids. The record is from RefSeq and is a predicted model, not a curated record. Lineage: Eukaryota; Viridiplantae; Streptophyta; Magnoliopsida; Poales; Bromeliaceae.
CGCUCUCUCGCUCUCUCGCUCUCUCUCUCUGCUCGACCGUACGCCACGACGCAGACACUAUAACCCACCCCCGUCCGACAUUACCCCCUCCCCGUCCCCGUCAGACCCCUCUUUCUCUCUCCUCCGACACUCUCUGGGGCCCAUCGCCGGAGAUGCUCUCGGGUUCCGAUCCUCCGGCGGGGGCGGCGGCGGCGGCGGAGCUCGUUUCCGGGGAGCGAAAGCUUGAAGCUUGAGAGGGGAGCUCUCCUUAGUUUGGAUGGCUAAAUCUGUUGUCCUACUUGUUAUAUCUGGUUAGCAUUUGAGUGGUUCUCGGAACAGGAAGGCUCUGGAUUCGCAGAAGCCCGUUUCUGGGUGUAUGGGAAAGAUGAUCAACUUAUUUGAGUUGAGCGCUGGUAUGACUGGAACAAAGCUGCUUACCGAUCGAGCUCAUAGAGAUGGUUCUCCAGUUCGAAAAAAUAGGCCAGAAGCAAAGGAGGCUAAUGGUCCUGGUGCAGUUCAUGCGGAUGACAAAUCUGCUAAUAGCGACCCGAGAAGGAGUUCUUCUGCCAAGAAAUCGGGUGGAACACCAAUGAAGAUGCUAAUAGCACAGGAAAUGUCUACAGAGACCGAAUCAAAAAGAAAACCACCUAGUGUAGUUGCAAAAUUAAUGGGCCUUGAUGAUGAUCUACCUGCUCCUCCAGCUAGUAAAAGAAGUUCACAAGAAGACCGCUGUUUGAACAAGCCGACCCCAUGUGAAAUUCACUCCUCAUCUAGUGAGAGGAUCGAGUACAAGGAUGUGUAUGAGGUUUGGCAACAACCUUCGAGACCCAAUUAUUCUCACGACCGGCAGAGCGAGAAAAGAAUGGACCUGGUGCGCCAAAAGUUCAUGGAAGCAAAGCGAUUAGCAACGGAUGAGAGGCUCCUUCAGUCUAAGGAGUUCCAAGAAGCCCUGGAGGUUUUGAGCUCGAACAGAGAUAUAUUCCUAAAAUUUCUUGAAGAGCCAAAUUCCCUCUUCUCAAAACAAAUAGAUGGGUUACAUACCAUCCCGCCGCCACCUCGUACUAAGCGAAUUACCGUUUUGAAGCCAGCAAAAUCCGUCGAGGUAAAAGUUGAUAAAUUGAUCAAAAAGCAACAAUACCCAAAUGUUGAUAGAAAUGGAUGUGAGUUGAACAAGCCUUAUUGGAGAUCAAGUCUCACUAAUUCAAAGUCGGAAAGCUUUUCUCAGCCUACUAGGAUAGUGGUUUUGAAGCCCAGCCCUGCAAAGGCCCAAAUUGUUUCACAAGAAGUGAUGACACAGAAUGACUUGUAUGGAGGUUUGGGAGAUAUUGAAGCCAAAAGCUACCAUCGAAGGGAUGAGUCCUUGCUUUCUUCUGUAUUUUCAAAUGGAUAUGGUGGAGAUGAUAGCUCAUUCAAUCGAUCGGAAAAUGAGUACAUAGAAGAAGAAGAAGAAGAAGAGGGUGGUAGCUUCAGCGAUUCGGAGAUAGUAACUCCGACUUCCCGCCAUUCAUGGGAUUAUAUUAACAAAUUUGGAAGUCCUUACUCUGCCUCAUCUUUUAGCAGGGCUUCCUAUUCUCCUGAGUCAUCGGUGAUUAGAGAAGCUAAAAAACGGCUCUCCGAGAGGUGGGCUUUGGUGGCAGCUAAUGAGAUAAUCCACGAAGAAAUUCAGGUUCCGAGGAGCUCAAGCACUUUGGGAGAUAUGCUUGCUAUACCUGAUGUGAAAAAGAAAGAAGAGGGAAGCAGGUCAUAUGGGGCAGAACAUGAAUUUAGGGCACAAAAUGCUUGUUUAAUUCAAAAAGAGGAAGAAGGGGAGGGCUCCCCUAGAAACUUAUCGCGGUCUAAAUCUGUUCCGGUCUCUUCAUCAGUUUAUGAUAAUGUUGGCUUGAAUGCUCAAGUUUCUAAUUCUCAGGAUAGCAGAUCUAUUGUUGCCAAGGAGGCUGCAAGGCCUAAUAAAGGGAAAUCAUUUUUCAGGAGUUUCUUCUCUAGAAGUAAGAAACCAGGUAGAGAGGGACCUAGUCCUUCAUUGGUGGGCCCUGGUAAGGUCCAUUCUCCUUGUAUGGAGGCAUCUAGUAAUGAUGACUUGUUGAAGCCAGAUGACAAGAGUUUCCCUGAUGAGAGUCCGGUAGUAAAUUCAGAGGAGGAAUUUGAAAAGGCUGUUUCGGCCCCAGCAUCUAGUGUAUCGAAGCAGGGAACUGUGUCCUCCAAGGCUACACUUUCUCUUGUGAAACCUACACCAUCGGAUUAUCCGUUUGAGAUCCAAGAAAAAUCCAAAUCAUCUAAUAGUCCAAGAAUCUACCUUGAUCAGCCCAGCCCUACUUCAGUUCUUGAUGCACUGAUUGAAGAUGCUAAUGAGAAUGAGACCCCAUCCCAUGUACAUGCCAACACUGGUAAUCAGCAGGCAAUUUCGAGAUCACCAGCAAUCGAAUCAGUCGCCCGAUCCUUAUCAUGGGAGGAUGCAGAUGCUCACAUGGAAACACCAUCAUUUAUUGAUCCCCCAGAUUUUCUUAGAACAAUUUCCCGAGGAAAUGUGGAUGAACAAGAGCGUUUUACCUUUGUACAGAACCUACUAUCCUCCUCUGUUUUAAACAGUGAGAAACCCAAUUCGGUCUUUGCCGGCUGGCAUUCAAUUGACUGUCCAUUGAAUCCAAAUUUGCUGGACAAAUUCUUGGAUCGCAAGGAGGAAGCCGCUAAGUCCCGUGAGAGGAGAUCGAACCAAAGGCUUCUCUUUGAUUGUGUCAAUGCUGUUUUACUGGAGAUUGGCCAUUCUACCUUACUUGGUGUUUACCCAUGGGGAAAAGCACAUACCGUGUCACAGAAAAGUGCUUUACUGGCAGCUGAAGUGUGGGAUCGUGUAAAGAACUGGUUUUCCAAUGAGGCGAAGUUUGUACAUGGUGAAAGUGAAAAUGCAGGUGUAGUGGUCGAAAGAGUCACGAGGAAGGAGAUAGAAGGAAAUGGAUGGGCCGAAUUAAUGAGGUUUGAAGUCAACGAGAUUAGCAGAGAGAUUGGUGGGGAGGUAUUGGAGCAGUUGGUUGGCGAGGCUCUGAUGGAAUUUGCUGCCGGAUGUUGCUUGUGAUAAGGUAACAUCCUCGCAUUAAUGCUCUCUUUUUGCUUGUUAUUUUCCAUUUCCUACUCCUUUAUGCCUCUGUUAUGUUCUGUUUUUAACUGUGAUGGAGGCCAUUGGUGUGACUAUUUCUACAUUCUCCAAAUUGUGAUAUAUGUGCAUUAUUAUCUAUUGUCUGAUGAAUAUGUUCACAAUUGCUACAUGUAAAAAUGGUUUCCCCAAUUUCAUCU